Molecule: messenger RNA, 1222 nt
Organism: Caenorhabditis elegans
Lineage: Eukaryota; Metazoa; Nematoda; Chromadorea; Rhabditida; Rhabditidae
Gene: C08F11.3
Exons: 5
Coding region: 12-1064 (350 amino acids)
Source: RefSeq, marked reviewed
UUUUCAGAUUUAUGACGGAGAAAUGCCAAAAUCAGUUGGCUGUAAAUAUUUUUCUUCGUGAUGACAAUGAGUUCGGCGACGAAAAAAAGUUGAUCGGCGGGAAUAUGCUGGAACAUGCGACUUUCAGCAUAAUAGAAUGUUUCAACCUGAAUGCGACAUUGAUUUCACUCUCAACGUGGCCAAUUUAUACAUUAAUAUUAAUAUCUAUGCAAUACAGCAGUUGCCUUCUGGAGAGCACAUGGAGUUCUAUAUUGAUUAUUGCUCUAUUUAUAUCACUCGAAUUGGCUCAACUAUUGAUUGUCUUCCCUCACAAGCAAAAUCAGACACCACUUGAAAUAAGUGAUGAACGUGAAGAGAAAAAAGAAAUGACCAUGCUCCAAAACAUUAACUUCUUCACUUUCAUUCUGAUAACACUCAGUUAUCUCGGUUUUUCAAUGACAAUUCUCAGUGAUAAAUUCUCAGUGAUGUACCAAGUUUAUUUUAUCGGAACCACCGUUCUCCUGAUAGCAAUGUUAACGUUUUUUGCAAGUAUUCAAGAAUUCAAGAAGGACACUUGGAUACAGGGUUAUGCAAAUUGGUUUGUUAAAAUCUCGAUUCUUGGCAAUAUUCUUGGAUCAAUUUUCAUGUUCAUUGGCCCAUCCGAGUUUUUGACAGUUUUCUGCUGUAUUCUAUUUCUACCAGUCACUCUUCACAUGAGAUUUGAAUAUUUCUAUAAAAAAUCAGUCAAUGGGACAAGUCUUUUGAGUAUUCAACCAACACGAGAUGUCUUGAAAAAACUGUUUGAGUACAUUCUUUUGACGAUUUGCUUUGUUUGGACAUUGAUAAUAAUUACAAUUCGGAAUCUUGUUGAGUGGACGUGCGAUUCCAACAUUUUCACUUUUUUGAUUAUUUUCUAUUUAGUUUUUAUUUUGCGAUUUACGUACAUUCAUGUCAUUACAAAGCGGGAUGUAUUUGGAACUUUUAAAAAGACAAAAAAUGUCAAUUUAUUAAUGUAUUCUAGAAGAGGCAAAGGUUCACUGUUAUUACGUAAAAAGAAAAGAGCUUACUCAUUUCUCAGGAAAUGAGACCAGUUUGGAAUAAAGAUCUUUAAAAAGGAUUUUAUUUAGACCAGUAGGCAAUAAUCGGCACUCCGCAUUCUCUAGUGUAUGAUUUUAAUUGAGAAUCCCAUGACAGCAAUAUUUACAAAAAUGCAAAAGUUUUGUAAACUUCAUAAAACAGUCAU